AACACAACAGUUUCACGUUAUGAUUUCUCUCUCUCUUCAUCUCACCCCCGUGCUAUAAAUCUCCUUCACUCACCUGUUCCACUCACUUCACCAAUUAAACAGAAGUUACACAGAAGAUCUCAAGCAUCGAGAGAAAAAGACAGAGCAUUUGAUGUCUGGUUCCAUGAAAUGGGAAUUUCAGGCUCAGACACUCCAAACCCACCGAGCAAAGUGACUGCCCCGACCGAAACCCAUUGCGUUAAAUGCGAGUGCGGUUUCACGGAGGAAUGCACCGUUGCUUACAUCACGCGUGUCCGGAACGUUACCAGGGCCGUUGGAUUUGCGGGUUAUGCGUCGAGGCGGUCAAAGACGAGGCUCUGAGAUCGGUGACGCAUAUCUCCACAGAGGAAGCGUUGGAGCGACACAUCAGUUUCUGCGAGAAGUUUAGGGCGUGGAAUCCUUCUGAUAAGACGGAGCACCCCAUUUUUGCCAUGGGAAGGAUUCUUCGUCGAAGCCUGGAUUCGCCCAGAGCUCUUAGGACUAAAUCGAGCAGCGUUUUGCCUGGUCAUCUUCUCGAUCUGAAAGUUGUUUCUCAGCUCUUUCUAUCUGAUUUAUUUCUUCUCAAAUUCAAGUUCAAAAGCAAAUCUCACAGCAUGUGAUUUAAGAACUUGUGGCAUAAAGGGGAAGAAGAUGACACACAAUAAAAUUUCCUGGCAGAAGAGUAGUAUUUUGGU
Messenger RNA from Hibiscus syriacus, 713 nucleotides. RefSeq lists its product as uncharacterized. The record is from RefSeq and is a predicted model, not a curated record. The transcript is spliced from 3 exons. NCBI's taxonomy places the organism in Eukaryota, Viridiplantae, Streptophyta, Magnoliopsida, Malvales, Malvaceae. The coding region runs from base 243 to 638 and encodes 131 amino acids.